GCUGCGUCCCAUGAUUCAUUCAGCCAAACACUCUGCACAGCACGGGCCACACGACUGACGCUCAUCCGAGCCGGGGAAUCACAGAGGCUGGGGGUCCAAACUCCGUGGAGCAAGUGUCUCACUGACAGGCGGAACAAAGCCAGAUCACCAUGGCGGACGUUGGCGAGGUUUUAAUGUCGGUUUUGUCCACAAUUCGGGUCCCGAAGCCCGGGGACCGUGUCCACAAAGACGAAUGCGCCUUGUCAUUUUCCUCGCCGGAAACUGAGGGAGGCUUGUAUGUGUGCAUGAACACUUUCUUGGGUUUCGGGAGUCAAUAUGUGGGCAGACACCAUGCUCGGUCUGGUCAGAGGGCUUACCUGCACAUCACCCGGACACGUAAGGCCAAGAAAGAAGAUGACAAUAACUCUGGCUCUGGACACCCACCGAAGAAAAAGCCCACCAGACUGGCUAUAGGGAUUGAAGGAGGUUUCGAUGUGGAGCAGGAGCAAUACGAGGAAGAUGUGAAGGUGGUCAUUCUCCCAGACAGACAGGAGGUGACUUCAGAUGAUCUUGCUACCAUGCCUGAUGUUGUGAAGGAGCGGGUGUCGCUGUCAAUGGCAGGUAUCAUGGCAGCCGACUCAGUGUCUCACACCUUGCAAGUUCAGCAGUGGGAUGGAGAGGUGAGACAGGAGUCACGGCAUGCGGCUGACCUUAAACAGCUUGACAACGGGCUCAAGAUCCCUCCCAGCGGCUGGCGGUGUGAGGUGUGUGACCUCCAGGAGAACCUCUGGAUGAACCUGACGGACGGGAAAGUGCUGUGCGGUCGCCGGUACUUUAACGGCUCCGGGGGCAACAACCACGCCCUCCUGCACUUCCAGGAGACCGGUUACCCCCUCGCCGUCAAACUGGGAACCAUCACGCCAGAUGGCGCCGAUGUGUAUUCCUACGACGAAGACGACAUGGUGCUGGACUCGAAGUUACCGGAGCAUUUAUCCCACUUUGGCAUCGACAUGAUGACCAUGGAGAAGACCGAGCGGACCAUGACCGAGUUGGAGAUUGCAGUGAACCAGCGCGUGGGGGAGUGGGAGGUGAUCCAGGAGUCGGGGACCACCCUCCGGCCCCUGUUUGGCCCCGGCCUGACCGGCAUGAAGAACCUGGGAAACAGCUGCUACCUCAACUCUGUCAUGCAAGUGCUCUUCACCGUCCCGGACUUCGAGAGCAAGUACGUGUCGAAUAUUGACAAGAUAAUAGACGAAGCGCCAAGCGACCCAACCCAGGACUUCAAAACCCAAGUAGCCAAGCUCGGUCACGGCCUGCUGUCGGGAGAAUAUUCCAAACCGACUCCCGAGCCCGGAGACGAAAACGGCACACCUGAACCCAGGGGAGACCAAAUCGGAAUAGCGCCUCGAAUGUUCAAAGCACUUGUUGGGCGGGGCCACCCGGAGUUUUCCACUAAUCGGCAGCAGGACGCUCAGGAGUUUUUAUUGCACUUCAUAAACAUGGUGGAGAGAAACUGUCGCUCUGGGUCCAACCCGUCUGAAGCCUUCAGGUACCUGGUGGAGGAGAGGAUUGUGUGCCAGCAAUCGCAGAAGGCCAAGUACACACAGAGAGUGGACUACAUAGUCCAGCUGCCCGUGCCUAUGGACCAGGCCACCAAUACAGAGGAGCUUCAGGAGGCGGAGCGGCGCCGCGAGGAAGGAGACACAUCAGCCCCAACAGUGCGCGCACAAAUCCCCUUCACAGCUUGCAUGGCGGCCCUCAGCGAACCGGAGGUCCUCACAGACUUCUGGAGCUCGGCCGUGCAGGCCAAGACCACUGCUACCAAAACGACCCGCUUUGCCUCAUUCCCCGACCACCUGGUCAUCCAAAUUAAGAAGUUCACCUUUGGCCUUGACUGGGUGCCCAAAAAACUGGAUGUCAGCAUCGACGUUCCUGACACUCUGGACCUGAGCGCGCUGCGCGCCACCGGCCAGCAGCCGGGGGAGGAGCUGCUGCCAGAGGUGGCCCCGCCCCCACUCAUGACCCCAGAUGUUGAGGUUAAAGGUAUCCUGGGUUCCCAUGGCAACGAUGAGGACGACUCUCUCUACUCCCCACUGCUGUCUCCAGUCCUCGACGACUCCACCGUGUCUCAGUUAUGUGAAAUGGGAUUUCCACUGGAGGCCUGCAGGAAGGCGGUGUACUACACUGGGAACACUGGAAUCGACGCUGCCAUGAACUGGAUCAUGAGCCACAUGGACGAUCCGGACUUCUCCGCCCCCCUGGUGAUGCCGGGCUGCAGCUCCGGCCCCGGGACCACGCCCACCGAGAGCCUCUCCGAGGAGCACCUGGCAACCAUCGUCUCCAUGGGUUUCAGCAGAGACCAGGCGACCAGAGCACUCAGAGCCACGAGUAACGUGCUGGACCGGGCAGUGGACUGGAUCUUCUCUCACCUGGACGACCUGGAGUCCAUGGACGUGUCUGAGGGGGGGCGCUCGGCCGCAGAGAGCGAGGGGGGCAGGGAUCCUCCUCCUGGGCCUCGAGUCCGAGAUGGACCUGGCAAAUAUGAGUUGUUUGCAUUCAUCAGCCAUAUGGGGACGAGCACCAUGUGCGGCCACUACGUCUGCCACAUCAAGAAGGACCAGCAGUGGGUCAUCUUCAACGACCAGAAGGUGUGUGCUUCAGAGAAACCUCCCAAAGACCUGGGGUACCUCUACUUCUACCGCAGGGUGGCAGAAUAAUGAGGCGGCGGCGGCGGCGCUUUCACACGCGUGACAACGUUUGUAGUUGCACUCCAACAAGCUCUUACAAUUCACCCUGGCACGCUUCACAGCUGACAAACAUGUAAAUAAAUCUCUGAGAGUGCAUAUAUACACACCCUUAAACAAACUGGUGCAGAUGUACAGAUGAGGUGUUCUGGGGGGGGGGGG
This is a messenger RNA of Salarias fasciatus (jewelled blenny), 2885 nucleotides long. RefSeq names its product ubiquitin specific peptidase 5 (isopeptidase T) (gene usp5). Gene Ontology annotation, molecular function: protein binding; cysteine-type deubiquitinase activity; zinc ion binding. Bases 150 to 2696 code for a protein of 848 amino acids. The transcript is spliced from 20 exons. Lineage: Eukaryota; Metazoa; Chordata; Actinopteri; Blenniiformes; Blenniidae. The record is from RefSeq and is a predicted model, not a curated record. Gene Ontology annotation, biological process: protein deubiquitination.